GGAUCGAAACCUGUCUCUGAUAUUUGGAGUUGAUUUUUUAUUUUCAUUUUUUAAAAUUUUUUUAAUUGUCCUGUUUAGCUAUUUUCUUCUCCCAUUCGCACCUUUCAAACGCCCUAAUUUAUUGCUUAUUUCCUUCUCCAUUCGCGCCCUUCAAACCCUAAUUUAUUGGUUCAAAAACUUUCUGAAGGGCAUCUACUUGGAAGGCCAAGGAACAUGGAUGAUAAAAAUCCUAGCCCGCGGGAAGUUCUCUGGUACCCACUUCAAGUUCUGUUUCUCUGCACGAUAAUUCUUUCCGACAGCAAUAUGGAUCACCUCCGUGGCUUCCGAUCUCCGAAAAGCCGCUUCUAUGCUGACGUGGUGGACCCGGUCCGAGCAAGGACCCACCGCCCAGAGGGGCCCACUAUGCCACUCAUAUCACCUACUCUUCCCGCCAAAAACAUGGCUUCGGCUUCAGCUUCCGCUCGCCUCCUCAUCUGCUCUGACUGGUAGUUGUCUUCUCCUCUCCCCCAAAAAUCCACGAUUUCCUCCUCCGCUUUCGCUAAUGGCCCCCGAAAACACUAAUCUCCUUUUACCGCUUGGAUCCUUGAAACCAUGGCGAUUCCAUCCCCGGAUCGAGCUCCCGAUCUCUCUCCGAUCGGGAAGAACACUAACCCUAAUCUCUCUGACGAUACCCUCCUCACCGAGCUCCAGUCCAGAUCUAUGGCGACGGAGGAAACCCUAGGUGAUCUCCGCGCGAGCAGUCGCGAUAUCUCUCGAGCGCUGGAGGAGGCGUCGAGGGAACGGGACGAGCUCCAGAUUAAGCUCCUCGAGGUUGAGGUUGCUCCCAAGGAGCAGGAGGAGGCGCGAGCGAAGAAGAGAAGGGAUCUCGAGAGUGAGAUUGAGAUAUCUAGCGUAGGGGUUUCCAACCUGAUUGAGGAACAGAAGAAGCGAGAUCGGGUUUUGUCAGGGGCUCUCAGCUCGGUCCGAUCAGUCCGGGAGAUCUUGGAGAGGAUUGGCGAUAGGGUUUGUGAGGACAAAUUUGAUAGGAGUCGAGAGAUCAAAUCCGAUUUGGACGAUGAAUUAGAGAUUUUGGUGUUGGAGAUCCACUCUACUUGGGAGCUUGGAAUGGAAGUCGAAUCGAGAAUUAUCGAGUGCGAUGAGAUGAAACGGAAAGUGAAAAAGGAAUUGGAGGACACCGUUCGAAACUUGACGGAAGAGAACAGAGAUAUCAGUAACCUGCUAAGAGUAUCUGUUAAGGAAAAGGAGGCGGUGGAGCGAAGUCUCAGUAGGUUGAAGGAAAGCGGGGAGCAGAGAAAGGGCGCGAUUCUGCAAAUAGCUGAGAAGGGGUUGCAGAAGGUGGGGUUCGGGUACUUUAUGGGGGUGAUGGGCGGGGAGUCGCAUCCUGAUAAUGCGAGCACCAAAUCAGAUGCGAGUGAAGGCGAAGAGGACGUUGGUACUCUGUCUUCGACAGUUGAAAAGAUAAUGAAGAAUCUACGGCUUGAAAUCAGCGAUCUAAGACGAGCUUUGGAAGAGUCCAGAUCAGAUUGCGAGCAUUUGCAAGCUCUUUCAGUAGGGCAGGCUCAAAAGAUAACUGAGUAUGAACAAUACAUUACAGAUUUGGAAGAAAGAGAAAAUCUGCUGACUCACAGUGUUGAAGAGCACAAGGUGGAAAUUGCAGCAGCAGGAGAGGAGGUUGCGAGAUGGAAGGUGGCAUGCGAGCUGGAAGUAGAAGCCGGAAAAGCUGCGAUCAGGGAACGCGAUGAAGAGGUUGCUUUGUUGAGAGAAGAGCUCAAAAGGACAAGGGAAGGACUGGACAUGGCAAACAACAAGCUGCAGCUGAAGGAGAAGCUCGCUGCCACUGCAAUGGCAGCGCAAGCCGCAGCCGAAACCUGCCUCCGGCUGGCCGACAGCCGGUCUGCAGGGUUGCAGGAUCGGAUCGAAGAGCUAACGAAGCAGUUGGAUGAAGAAACAGACCGUGGCAGAAAGGAGGGAAGCGGCAGUGGCCGUCGAAGAGUGAGGCACAUCUGCUGGCCGUGGCGGGGCUUUAGGAUCACCCAGUCUGCUGCCACAAGAAGUGCUUCUUUGAGGAGCGGGAAAAGGCUGCCUGAAAUGGAGGCUCUUUUGCGUAUCAGAAUCUGAAGGUUCUUUCGCAGCCCUACAUUUAUGUUCCUUUUUGUAUUUGUGUCUAUGUUUCUCUUGUAUCACUGCUAUGAUGAUGGCGAUAAUUAAGUUGCUUGAGCACGAGUUUAUGCA
This is a messenger RNA of Ananas comosus (pineapple), 2232 nucleotides long. RefSeq lists its product as uncharacterized. Lineage: Eukaryota; Viridiplantae; Streptophyta; Magnoliopsida; Poales; Bromeliaceae. Bases 592 to 2118 code for a protein of 508 amino acids. The record is from RefSeq and is a predicted model, not a curated record. The transcript has 8 exons.